AGUUCCCAGAGCCCUUUGAGGGAACCUGGCUCUUUCCCAGAACUACAAUUCCCAUCAGGCGGCGGGAGGAGAGCUCUGGUGCCGGCCCCGCCCCAACCAGCCGAGACCCCGCCCAGUCCCUCUUCCUCUGGCGGCGCCGGGGCUGCGCGGUGGGGCUCGCCCCCCUUUUCCGGGUCUGCGUACCCAGCGGGGCAGAACCCUAGGGGCGCUGUGUUGCCGCCUCCUGGUCUCGCUUAGCUGUGUAAACCUUGCCGCCCGGUUACCCUCGAGUCUCUCAGCUCCCGACUUUCGCUCUAGGAGGCCCUAGCCGAGCGCCGGGAGGGGCGCUGUGUUGAAAGCCACCCCCCCUCUUUCCAAAGCAGUGUCCUGUGCUAAAGGUACUGAUUAGGAUGAAUGUGAUUUGGAGAAAUUCUGUUUCCUGUCUAAGGAUAAGAAAGGUGCCACAUAGAUACCAAAGUGGUAACCACCCAGCGGCCCCUCUGGGAUCAAGGAUUUUAACUGACCCAGCCAAAGUUUUUGAACACAACAUGUGGGAUCACAUGCAGUGGUCAAAAGAAGAAGAAGCAGCAGCCAGAAAAAGAGUAGAGGAAAACUCAGCUGUGCGAGUCCUUCUGGAAGAACAAGUUAAGUAUGAGAAUGAAGCUAGUCAAUAUUGGGAUACAUUUUAUAAGAUUCAUAAGAAUAAGUUUUUCAAGGAUCGUAAUUGGCUGUUGAGGGAAUUUCCUGAAAUUAUUCCAGUUGAUCAAAAAACUGAAGAGAAGACACAAGAAUCAUCAUGGGAUAAUGUGAAAACUGGUGCUGCAAAUUGUUUCUCAAGAACGCACUGCCCUAUUAUGCCUGAAGAAAAAAAUCUUGGUAUGAAAAGGUGUGGUUCAUCAGAUGGUCCAAGCAAAGCAAGGUCUCAUUUUUCCAACCUAGACUCUGAAGAACACAGCGAAGGACCUCUGAAGACCGAAUUGUUUCCUGGUAGCAGUGCCACUUUCAGAAUCCUUGAGGUUGGCUGUGGUGCUGGAAAUAGUGUUUUUCCAAUUUUGAACACUUUACAGAAUGCUCCAGAGUCCUUUCUUUAUUGUUGUGAUUUUGCUUCCGGAGCUGUGGAACUAGUAAAGUUGCACUCAUCCUACAGAGCAGCUCAGUGUUGUGCCUUUGUUCAUGAUGUUUGUGAUGAAGAUUCACCGUACCCUUUUCCAGAUGGGAUCCUGGACGUCAUUCUCCUUGUCUUUGUGCUCUCUUCUAUUCAUCCUGACAGGAUGCAAGGUGUUAUAAACCGACUGUCCAAGUUACUGAAGCCUGGGGGAAUGCUGCUAUUUCGGGACUAUGGAAGAUAUGAUAAGACUCAGCUUCGUUUUAAAAGGGGGCAUUGCUUAUCUGAAAAUUUUUAUGUGCGAGGAGAUGGUACCAGAGCAUAUUUCUUUACGAAAGGGGAAGUCCACACUAUGUUCUGCAAGGCUGGGUUAGAUGAGAAGCAAAAUCUGGUUGAUCGUCGCUUACAAGUUAAUAGGAAAAAACAAGUGAAAAUGCACCGAGUGUGGGUUCAAGGCAAAUUCCAGAAACCAUUACACUUGACUCAAAAACCCUCCAAAUUGGUAUCACCACUCCUUUCUCAUGGCUGAGUUAUGUAUCAUGUUAAGGUACAAACCAGAGGAUUACACUAUUCAAAGACUUCUGUAAAUCUUUCAUUUUUGAAAGGGAAGACAAGAGAAUUUGUAUAUCCUGCUGUUUAUCAUGGGUGAGCUCUUUUGUUCAUUUUAAGCACUUGUAAAUGAUUUGGAAGAGUAUACCAUAUUCUGUGCUCAA
Molecule: messenger RNA, 1797 nt
Organism: Herpailurus yagouaroundi (jaguarundi)
Lineage: Eukaryota; Metazoa; Chordata; Mammalia; Carnivora; Felidae
Gene: METTL8
Product: methyltransferase 8, tRNA N3-cytidine
Exons: 10
Coding region: 390-1613 (407 amino acids)
Molecular function (GO): tRNA (cytidine-N3)-methyltransferase activity
Source: RefSeq, a predicted model, not a curated record